Scheffersomyces coipomensis is the source of this 2192-nucleotide messenger RNA. It is a transcript of the gene PRM9, whose product is annotated as Prm9p. The record is from RefSeq and is a predicted model, not a curated record. The coding region runs from base 105 to 2105 and encodes 666 amino acids. Lineage: Eukaryota; Fungi; Ascomycota; Pichiomycetes; Serinales; Debaryomycetaceae. The transcript has a single exon.
UCUUUUUUUGUUUUUUUUGCAGUAGCCGCUCUGAAAAUGAACUAAAUUUUUGUUGCAAACUACUUUUAACCAGGGUUGAAGAGGACUUAUGAAGGACAAAUAAGAUGGAAAUGACAUCUUAUGAAGAAGAGAUUGAUUUCAUUAAACUUAAUUUAGAAGAUGCCCUCAUUGAUAUUCAUCAAAGUGGCCUAGUUCCAGAUCAAUUGAAUGAUCAAUAUUCAAUUCAAGAUAUUCAAACUGAUCUACAUCAAUUGGAAACUUACUAUAAAAAAGGUCAAUUAUAUGAAAUGUUAAUCAUGAUUCCUAAAUUCAGAAUGUUAAAGGCCAUCCCUCCUGAACUUCAUUUUCUCUUUGGUAUGACGUUCUUUGGGUUAGGUAGGAUAAAACCAGCUUUAAGAUCAAUAACAUUAUCAAUUGAACUUCAAUUCAUUCCAGAAAAGAAACGAAUGUUUCUAUUACAUCUUCAAUAUAUAUUCAUGAAGCUUAAUAUGGAAGAUCGUGGUUUGAAAUGUGCAGGGGAAAUAAUGGAAACUUCUAAAGCGGAAUUAUUUGAGAAUUCAACUCAUGAUUUUAUUAAUAGUAGAGAUAGAUUCUUAUAUGAUCAAGAUUGUUUAAAGAAGUUAUUGAAUAAGUCAGAUAAUAUAACUCAAAGUUUUGAACCUCAUUUCCAAGCUCUUCAUCUUCAAGCUGAAUCAAUUAUAAAUAUGGGUGGUGUUAUAGUUGAUAAUUCAUUAGGUAAAUUAUGUAUGAAGAUUAAUCAAGAUCUAUUAUUUGUAUAUCUGAAUUUAAUGGAUUGGAUGAAUGAAAGAACUCAAAUUCAAGCAAUGGAAUCUACUAGUUUAAUCCUUUUCAAUUCUAUCUUAUCAUUAUGUCCAUUAUACUUAUUUAAAGAUAUUAUUAAAGGAGAAAAGUUUUUAGCAUCUUAUUUAAAUAAUCAACUUUCCUAUGCCGUUAUUAAUUUAGAACAUUUGAAUUAUAAUUUAGAACCAGUGACUUUAAUAUCAAGAUUAAGAAAACUUAAAGGUACCAGAGAAACUUGGUCAAUGGUUGAACUUAUGGUGAUUCAUAAAACUAUUUUAGGUUUUAUUCCUUAUUAUAAACAAGAUUAUCAACAAGCUGAAAAAGAGUUUGAAUGGGUUCAUAAAUUCUUAAUUAAAUUAGAUGAAUAUCUUAUUAUACCUCCUGAUAAUAAUAUUUUAACACCUAAGACUGCUCAAAUUAUUCUUAUUUAUAUUGGAUAUUGUAAGAGUUAUAGUCCAACUGUUCAUUUAAAAUCAAAUUUAGUUAAAUAUCUCACAACUCUGGCUACAUCAUUAAAUGAAAGUUUAGACAAUGAAGAAGAGAAUCCUGAUCAAGAUGGUUUUAAUAUCCAGAGUAAAGUUCAUAUCACUUAUGCAUUAAUUUCAGAACAAUUAGCUAAAUUAGAAUCUAAACUGAUUAUUAUUGAAGAUGAAUAUGGUGGUGAGAAAUGUGCUUUACAAUAUGAUAAAAGAAGAUUAUUAAGUCUGGUAUAUAACUAUAUUCAAAAUUUAAGUUAUGUAUAUGAUGAUGAUUAUAUGAUAGUUCCUAUUUAUGAUCGAAUUUUAUGGUGUUUAUUAAUGAUUGGAGGGGUUCAUUUAAGAACUCUUUAUUUCUUUUAUAUGUUAAGAAAUCAUUAUUUAAUUAAAUCAGAUUGCCAUUAUAUUUAUCCUACUAAUAAUGAUGAUUAUAGACUUAUUAAUCAUGAAAAUAUCCUUAAUAAUUAUGAAAAUGCUUGGGAUAUAAUUGAUAAGAUUUGUUCAGUGGUUGUUACCACAAAAGUAGAAGAAACCAAUGAUAUUUGGAGUUCAAUUCAUGGUAAUGUAUUAUUAAUCCCUCAAGUUUAUGAAUUAUCAAAUCGAUUAGUAUUAUUAUCUGAAUCUUAUGAAAUUAAAAAUGAUGAUAAACAAUAUAUUGAAUCAACUUCAGGUCAAAUUGCCCCAAAAACUAAAUCAUGUCUUAAGAAACUGGUAAGUCAAGAUUUUGCUGACACUAUUGAUGAGAGUAAAGAAUUAAUUAAGACAUGGGUCAAUUCAUUCAAAUUACAACAUAAGUCAAUACCUGAUAUAGUAAGUACUCUUAUAUAGAUCUAUAAUAAUAAAAUUCAUAUAGUAUCGUCGUCUAAUAAUCCGGAGGCCGCACAUGACAUCAACUGUGGUAAUAAAAAUUGGCAG